AUGCUCCUUCCGUAUGAGGAGGCGACGGUGCUUGCUAUCGCACCUUCCGUCCGUCAACAUCGGAGCCAGGCAGGCUGCUCGACAGGUUCCUGCCUGUCUCAUCUGGCCUGCGUCUCUGCCACCGACAACCAUUACCGUUACCAUAGGUUCAGAUCUACGGGCAGUCGCCAACCUCCCCAACGCAAUUGCGGAGGCGGCGGAAAGAGCGUUUGUAUUCUGGACGCUCAAAGCCCUAUCACAAACACAAGCGGCAGAGAUGGCGCGGAAGAUGAUAAGCAACGCCGGGGUGUCAGAAGCAGCAAAAACAGCCCCCGCACGCCUACCUCCCCCACCAGCAGCGCGAAGAGCAGCAAAGACAACCGCACUCGUGCCACCAGCACAGCGUCCACCAGCAUCGCUAGCCGCAGCGGCGACAAUAACAACAACGAUGACACUAACCCAUCCCCAACACUCCGACGCAGCUCCCGCGAGACAGCAAAGGUCGCGAGCUACAGACAGGCUUGUGAAUACGAGUACAUAGCCGCCGUAGACAGGAGAAGGGCUGGAGGCAACAGCGGCCCUAACCCCGUGGGCCGCCCCCGAAUCGAUCGGUCGGGGCGUAGGCCUGUAAAGCUGUUGCCGAGGAGGAAUCCGCUUCCUCGUGUCCUUGCUAGGAGAGGACGGGGGCGUCAUACAUCAAACUUGCCGAAGGAGGGCUCGCCGAAGGAGGACUUGCCAAAGGAGGACUUGCCAAAGGACCUGCCUCCUCGCUCCUUUGCUAAUAGAAUACCGGGGUGUCCGAGAAAAAACAUCUCUCCAGAGCCUACUAAACACGAGAACGAGCACGAGCGCAAGGAAAACGAGGAUACCUAG
Aplosporella prunicola CBS 121167 is the source of this 852-nucleotide messenger RNA. RefSeq lists its product as uncharacterized. Lineage: Eukaryota; Fungi; Ascomycota; Dothideomycetes; Botryosphaeriales; Aplosporellaceae. The record is from RefSeq and is a predicted model, not a curated record. Bases 1 to 852 code for a protein of 283 amino acids. The transcript has 3 exons.